Helianthus annuus (common sunflower) is the source of this 1521-nucleotide messenger RNA. RefSeq names its product GATA transcription factor 8. Gene Ontology annotation, cellular component: nucleus. Bases 217 to 1230 code for a protein of 337 amino acids. NCBI's taxonomy places the organism in Eukaryota, Viridiplantae, Streptophyta, Magnoliopsida, Asterales, Asteraceae. The transcript has 3 exons. Gene Ontology annotation, biological process: positive regulation of DNA-templated transcription. The record is from RefSeq and is a predicted model, not a curated record. Gene Ontology annotation, molecular function: sequence-specific DNA binding; zinc ion binding.
UCACACCCAACACACACACACAUUAACACACACCCUUCCCUCCCUUUUUAGGGUUUCUCUCUUCUUUCAAAUUCUUCAAUUUCGUUCUCAAUUUCAUGUUUUCCAAGCUUCAAAUCUGAACCUAUUUGUCGUUUCCGUUACCAACUCUUCGCCGCUCAGGAAUUUUUAGGAGUUUGUGCCGCCAUUGCAGUCAAUCAGAGCUUUUAACUUCAGAAAAUGGCAGGCCAAAGUUUCAUGGAGGAGAUCGACUGUGCAAGCUUCUUUGAUCACAUUGACGAUUUGAUCGAAUUCCCUCCAGUCAACGAUACGAUUCCCGUUGACUGCAAUGAGUUUUCCAACAUUUGGGCCAACAAUUCCGACGACUUGCAGGUUUCCGACCCGAUUUUCUGUGGUGGAAAUAGUGAUAAUGCAUCCGAUCUGUCGGCAGAGCUCCAUGUUCCGUAUGAGGAUAUUGUCCAACUGGAAUGGCUUUCAAACUUUGUGGAAGACUCGUUUUCGGGCGAUGGAUUGACCAUCAAGAAAGAGGAUGUUCCGGUUGAAAAAGACGUGUUGGUUGGACCCCACCAAUUCCAGACGGCUAGUCCCGUGUCGGUCCUUGAGAGCAGUAGCAGCAGCUCGAGCUCCACCUCGUACUCUGGUAGUGGAACCAUUGGUAGCAAGAUGAUCCCACUCAGCCCGAUUCAACGUGGGCCGCAACGGGCCCGAACCAAACGUCCUCGGCCCACAACUUUCAACCCACGUGACAUGGUUGACCUCUUAUCUCCUCUGGUUCUCGUGCCUGUCUCGGGUUGUUCGGAAACCGAAAAGAAUUUCACGUCUUGUCACGGGCCGAAUUCGGUUUCGCGUGACCCUGAUCAGAAGAAGAAAAAGAAGAUUAAAAAGCCGAAGAUCCAAGAGGAAAAUGAGAACCAGAACGAGAACCAAAACCCGCCCGGACAAGGAGUUAGGAAGUGUUUGCAUUGUGAAAUCACUAAGACCCCCCAAUGGCGGGCCGGCCCAAUGGGCCCAAAGACCCUUUGCAAUGCAUGUGGUGUUCGUUACAAGUCCGGGCGGUUGUUCCCCGAGUACCGUCCAGCAGCCAGCCCAACUUUUGUUCCUACACUGCACUCCAACUCCCACAAGAAAGUAGUUGAGAUGAGAACCAAGUUCGGGCCGAACGACAAAAUGGUACCCGUGAAGAGUGAGACCGAACCGGAGUUGAUCCCAAACAUUAACCCGCAAGCGGAUUAAGUUCAAAGAGGAAAGGGGUGUUUGGUAUCGAGUUUUAGUAUGAUUUGCUUUGUUGGUUGUAUAGGUUUGAAGGGAGAGGAGGGAUGUUAUAGAACUGAGGUUAUAUUUAGAUGGUAAGAUUAAAAAGGAUAGAUGGGGGUCAUUUUAAUAUUUGUUUGUUAUGUUGGUUGGUUGGUUGAUGGGAAUUCUUUUUGCAGUCUUUAGUCUUGAGAUGAGAGGUUUAAGCACUUUCUUUUGAUAGUUUUGUUUUUGCUAUUCUUUUGAAUUUUGAACCAAAAGUUUUCUUGUUUU